GCAUGUUUCUUUAAGAAAACGUCCGGUUAUCGUCGGUGAACGGUUAAAACCCUCCAUGCAAGAGGCCAAAGACGUGGGAAUAUAGAAUUAAGAGUCAAAUGAAACAGGCAGGACAGCCCUGGCAGGGCAAACUGCAACAGAUGGAAGAUGCGAUGGAUGGAUGAUUCUUGCUGAGAGAGAAGGAUAAUACAAAAUGGCAGAAGCGGUUUUCCAUCCUCCAAGAAGGAAGAGAAAAGUUUAUGAAUCCUAUGAGUCUCCUUUUCCUAUUUCUGCUUCCCAUGAUAAUGUUUAUGGGGGAAAUUACAAAAUAUGCCAAGCUGAAAUAAUUAACAAAAAUGUAGUUGUGAAGAAUCCUGAGGAUAUAGAACAGCUGUAUAGCAAGGGAUUUUUUGGGAAAGGUAUUCUUUCAAGAAGUCGACCAGAAUAUGGUAUUUCAGAUCCUGCAUUGGUCGUUAAAUGGAAAGGUGCCAAACUGAACAUACCUGUAGUCUCUUCAAAAAAGUUCCAGCGUUUUGUAGAAUGGGCUAAGAGCUGCAUGAGGGAGCAGGGGCUUGAUGAGUGUACAAUAAACAAAUUCUUUCUAAAUUACAUUGAACCACUUAAUCUAGAAGAAGAAACUGAACAAAAUAGUGAGUCUCAGGAUGAAGAGACACAAGCAAUGGAAAAUACUGAGCCAAAGUUCUUAGUGACUUCUACUGAAACUAAUGAGGAUCGAGCAGCCUCUCUGGAAGGGGAUUCACAGUGUGAUCCAUUAGACAAGAAUGGCUGUAAAGAAUUGGACAGAACAGGCUUUCAAGCUACAGCUAAAAUACAUUCUCCAAAAAAUCUACUCAGUUUGCAUGAUGGCGGCAAGCAAUUUGACUGUGUCAGCCAAGAAUCUUCUGUUCUGAGCAAUGAAGAAUUUAAUCAGCAGGAGUUUGUGUUGGUGCAAGAAGAACCUGACUUGAGUCUGGAAGAAGAAAAAGCAAAUGAGAAGUCACGUUUGAACAAAAGAGAAAAGUUAGUAUGCAGAAGAAAUCCAUUUAGGAUUUUUGAAUAUUUGCAGCUCAGUCUAGAAGAGGCUUUUUUCUUGGCAUAUGCUCUGGGGUGUUUAAGUGUUUAUUAUAAUGAGGCACCUUUAUCUAUCUUGAAGCUGUGGGAAUUUUUCAGUGAAGCGCAACCCAGUUUUAGGAGUACAUACAUGGCAUAUCACUAUUUCCGAAGCAAAGGGUGGGUUCCUAAAGUUGGACUGAAAUAUGGAACUGAUCUCUUGUUGUAUCGAAAAGGUCCUCCUUUUUACCAUGCCAGUUAUUCUGUGAUUGCUGAAUUAGUUAACAAUGACUUUGAAGGAUCAUCACACAGACCAUUCACCUGGAAGUCUUUGUCUAGUUUGAACAGAACUACAGCAAAUGUUUCUAAGGAACUUAUGUUCUGUUACCUGAUUAAACCAUCUGAUAUGACCGAAAAAGAAAUGUCAUCACCAGAGUGUCUCAAAAGAAUUAAAGUUCAGAAUGGAAAACAAACAAUGCCACUUUCCUUGUUUGAUCCACCUAGUUCCUUCCAGCUGUUGCCCAAAUGGUGAAGAAUACAAAUACAUGGAAGCCAUUCCUAGCCUUCUCUAGUAACUGACAGACUGGCUCCAAAAGAACACUGCAAAGAGUAACACUCCACUUCUGGCAAAUGCUAGAACACAGUGGGUGGCAUCCAAAGAAACAUGUCAUCAGUGUCAUACUCCCAAGAAAACUUUGGGUGUCUCAUGAGCAGCAACCUGCCAUGUCAUGUAGCUAACCUUUGAAUCACUGGGGAUUUUUGAAAGCAGCUUGUGAUAUGACAUAGGAGUGAUUUUUACAAAGAGAAAAUUCCAGCAUACAUGCCCAAGCAGCUCUUAGCAAUCCUGCCAACUGUCAAAUAUUCAUCAGAAGAUUUGCAAUACCAGAACAGAUCCCCAAGUAUGUGAAAAUGGCUAUGUGUGAGAAAGAGUGACAGAGACAAUGAUAAAGUAGGUCUGAAUUCACAGAGAUCGUAAAACAUCAUCAUGGGGACUCUAGGGCUCCUGGCAGGGUAUCUGAAGUAAUGAGUCUUUCCCUGGAGAUAAGCCAGUGAGCACCUUUCUAAGUCCAAGAAAAUUUGGAUGUGAAGUUAGUGAAAGACACAAUUGCUUUUUCUCUUUAAUAAUCAGUGGACAUGUUUUCUUUUCUCUUUUAAGGAACUAAUUCUAAAUCGUUGGGUCUCAUCCCGUGAGCGUAAUGAACAAGAUGAACUGUGAUAAGAUAGACUGGAAAAA
Molecule: messenger RNA, 2263 nt
Organism: Eublepharis macularius
Lineage: Eukaryota; Metazoa; Chordata; Lepidosauria; Squamata; Eublepharidae
Gene: TSEN2
Product: tRNA splicing endonuclease subunit 2
Exons: 12
Coding region: 194-1561 (455 amino acids)
Biological process (GO): tRNA-type intron splice site recognition and cleavage; tRNA splicing, via endonucleolytic cleavage and ligation
Cellular component (GO): tRNA-intron endonuclease complex
Molecular function (GO): tRNA-intron lyase activity; nucleic acid binding
Source: RefSeq, a predicted model, not a curated record